Ochotona princeps (American pika) is the source of this 895-nucleotide messenger RNA. RefSeq names its product chromosome 19 C1orf35 homolog (gene C19H1orf35). Lineage: Eukaryota; Metazoa; Chordata; Mammalia; Lagomorpha; Ochotonidae. The transcript is spliced from 7 exons. Bases 90 to 869 code for a protein of 259 amino acids. The record is from RefSeq and is a predicted model, not a curated record.
GCUGACGCGACGGCGCGGCCGUGACGUCUCGGCGGCCGGCCCGAGGCCUGAGAGCGGCCGGGGGCUUGCGGGCGCGGGGCGCGGUCGCCAUGUUCGGCUCGAGCCGCGGCGGAGUGCGUGGCGGGCAGGACCAGUUCAACUGGGAGGACGUGAAGACCGACAAGCAGCGGGAGAACUACCUGGGCAACUCGCUGAUGGCGCCGGUGGGCCGCUGGCAGAAGGGCCGCGACCUCACCUGGUACGCCAAGGGCCGCGCGCCGCGCGCCGGGCCGAGCCGCGAGGAGGAGCUGGCGGCCGUGCGGGAGGCGGAGCGCGAGGCGCUGCUGGCCGCGCUAGGCUACAGGAACGUGAGGAAGCAGCCCACCGGCCUGAGCAAGGAGGACUUCGUGGAGAUCUGCAAGAGGGAAGGAGGCGACCCGGAGGAGAAGGGCGUGGAUCGGCUGCUGGGGCUGGGCAGCGCCAGUGGCUCCGCGGGCCGUGUGGCGCUGUCCCGGGAGGACAAAGAGGCUGCCAAGCUGGGGCUGUCGGUGUUCACGCACCAUCGCGUGGAGAAUGGCGGGCCGGGGACCUCCCCGGCCUCAGCUCGGAGGAAACCGCGUGCCGAGGACCAGGCAGAGCCUGACUCUGAGAGCCACAGGAAAAGCAAGAAAGAGAAGAAGAAAAAGAAGAAGAAACACAAGAAACACAAGAAGAAGAAAGACAGAGAGCACAGGAGGGAGGCAACGCCCUCCUCUUCCUCCUCCUCCCCUUCACGGCCCACACAUGGCCAGCAUGACUCCAGCUCCUCCCCCCGCCGCAAGAGGAAGUGCGACAACAGGGACACUGGGAGGAGCCCCUCUGGCCACCGGUGGGAUGCCCGAGACCUCUGAGAUUUUGCCCCUGCCUGCUGCUAGCU